GCUAGGGUUUUAAUUGGGAAAAGAAAGUCUUAUACCCAAAACUCCAAAAGAGAGGGUUUGUUUUUGUAUUUCCCCCGUCCCCCCUGGUGCGCAUUUGAUGGCGGAUGGGGGGGGCAUGAUACAGUUCACGUCUCGGUCAGCAGCUGACCGCGUUUCCGCGUUGAACCAUCAGCCAUCUCUUCUUCUUCUUCGCGUCGGCUCUAUCACUUCCUUGUACCAGAUCUGAGGCCUGGGCCCUUGGGGAUGAGAGAUCGGAGGGCGCGAAUCUCAAGGGGAGCGGAGGAGGAGGAGGAGAGAGCGGCGGAAGAGAUGGCCGAGCCGUCUGUGGCGGCGGCGGCGAUGAAGGGGAGGCGGCGGCACCGGCGGCACGAUCUGGUUCCUCUGGCGGUGCUGAUAGGCCGGGAGCUGAAGAGCGAGAAGAUGGAGAAGCCGUGCAUUCGGUACGGUUGCGCCGCGCAGUCCAAGAAGGGGGAGGACUACUUCCUCAUAAAGGUCGACUGCCACCGCCUCCCCGGCAACCCCUCGUCCGCCUUCUCCGUCUUCGCCGUCUUGGAUGGCCACAAUGGGAAUGCUGCGGCAAUAUAUGCAAGGGAGAACCUGUUGAAUCAUGUACUGAGUGCAAUACCACGUGGACUUAGCCGGGAAGAGUGGCUUCAAGCUUUGCCUCGUGCGCUAGUUGCUGGGUUUGUCAAGACUGACAAAGAAUUCCAGAGCAGAGGACAAACUUCUGGUACAACUGUCACAUUUGUGAUAAUUGAUGGAUGGACCAUCACUGUUGCUUCAGUUGGAGACUCCCGUUGCAUUUUAGAUGCUCAUGGCGGGGUGGUUUCUCUACUGACCGUGGAUCACAGGCUAGAAGAAAAUGUCGAAGAGAGGGAACGGGUGACCGCGAGUGGAGGUGAAGUAGGAAGGCUCAGCAUUAUGGGUGGUGCUGAGAUAGGUCCCCUCCGAUGUUGGCCAGGGGGUUUAUGCCUAUCAAGGUCUAUCGGAGAUAUGGAUGUUGGAGAAUUUAUUGUUCCAGUACCUUAUGUCAAGCAAGUGAAGCUAUCAAAUGCUGGGGGAAGACUUAUCAUUGCUUCAGAUGGCAUUUGGGAUGCCCUAUCCUCUGAGAUGGCUGCAAAGUCGUGCCGUGGGUUGCCUGCUGAGCUUGCUGCCAGACAAGUUGUGAAGGAAGCACUGAGGACAAGGGGGCUGAAAGAUGACACAACCUGCAUCGUUGUUGACAUAAUUCCGCCUGAUCAUUCAGUACUGCCUCCAUCUCCACCAAGAAAGACGAACAAACUCAAGUCUCUCAUUUUCAGGAAAAGGUCAGAGGAUUCUGCUAGUAAGCUGGCAAAGAAGUUGUCUGCUGUGGGUAUUGUAGAAGAACUGUUUGAAGAAGGUUCAGCAAUGCUUGCAGAAAGGCUUGGGAAUGACUUAUCAGCAGGACAAGCAACUUCAGGCCUGUUCACAUGUGCUAUCUGCCAGGCGGACCUUGCUCCAAGCGAGGGCAUAUCCGUUCAUGCUGGUUCAAUCUUCUCCACCAGCUCAAAGCCAUGGGAAGGCCCCUUCCUUUGUGCUGAUUGCUGCAACAAGAAGGACGCAAUGGAAGGAAAACGCCCUAGUGGAGUCACAGUGCUAUAGCUUCUCCUGCCCUUUCCUCCUGUUGUCCCCAUAAAUUAUUUUCUUCUUUGAAUUUAAUUUGCUGCCAAUUUUUGUGGGCUGCGUGAUUAGUUUGACCUUGGGGAUGAAUGAAGCACCCAUAUAUGUAAUAUCUGCAAGAGGAAUGCAAUUUGAGUGAUUAUUUAUGUUAUUUGAAGUUGAUUACCCUCCUUGCGAACUGUUACACUAGCUGACAAGUUGCAUAUAUUGGCAAUGCGUAAUUCUUUGCAUCUUUGCUUGUAAUUUA
Phoenix dactylifera (date palm) is the source of this 1888-nucleotide messenger RNA. Its product is annotated as putative protein phosphatase 2C 15. NCBI's taxonomy places the organism in Eukaryota, Viridiplantae, Streptophyta, Magnoliopsida, Arecales, Arecaceae. The record is from RefSeq and is a predicted model, not a curated record. Gene Ontology annotation, molecular function: protein serine/threonine phosphatase activity. Gene Ontology annotation, biological process: protein dephosphorylation.